Molecule: messenger RNA, 2591 nt
Organism: Bombus huntii
Lineage: Eukaryota; Metazoa; Arthropoda; Insecta; Hymenoptera; Apidae
Gene: Fibroin1
Product: antifreeze protein Maxi-like
Exons: 1
Coding region: 107-1090 (327 amino acids)
Source: RefSeq, a predicted model, not a curated record
UCUCGCUUAGUCAGACAGGCGAGCCAUUAUUUUCACAAUUGUCGGCGGUGCUAUAAAUCCGUCCAUCCUUGCACACCCGGUAUCAAUCCGCGAAGCGUCGUCGAACAUGAAGAUUCCAGCACUGCUCGUAACGUGCCUCUAUCUUUGGGGCUUCGCGUCCGCCAGCCCGAGCUCAUCUCUGCUCGAGAUCGUGCAGGGUAGCGCGUCGGCCACCGCAUCCACCGCUGUGACCGCUAGAUCCGGACUUCGUGCCGGUCAGGUAGCCCUGGCCUCGCAGAAGGAUGCCACACUUCAGGCAGAUGCCUCAGCGGCUGCCGCGGCCGCUGCACGCGCUUCCGCCGACCAGUCGGCCAGUCUAGCCCAACAGUCGGCGUCUUUGCAGUCCAAAGCUGCCGCCAGAGCAAAAUCAGCCGAGGAGUCAGCGGCAGCUACGGCCAAAGCCGAGUUGCAGGCAGAAUCCACUGCUGCAUCGGCCAGUUCCGCUGCCAGAGAGGCUGCAGCGUCCGCGAAGGCCUCCGCAUCCGCGAUGUCAUCGGCUGCCGUGCAGGCGAAGCUCGCCGAAAAGACGGCCAAGAAUCAAGCUCUGGCUUCCGAAGAGGCCAAACUCAAGGCAGCCGCCGCUGCCAGCGCAGCAGCAGCAGCCAGCGCCGCCGCCGAGAUAGCCCUGAAAGCCGAGAAACUAGCGGAAGAAGCCAUCGCCAAGGCAGCCGCUGCCAAAGCAGCCGCCAGAGCCGCUGCAGCCGCGUUAAACUCCGCGAAGGAAGCCGCCACGAGCAGCGCAAGGAGCGCCGCCGAAGCCGAAGCUAGGAGCGAAGUCGCCCUACUGAUCAGCGAACUCGACAAGAAGAGCAGGGAACUCGCCGCUUCCACGUCGGCCAAGGCACGCGCUGCUGCCGCGGCUAGCUCCAGAAACAUAGAAACGGCUGUUGCCGGAGCUAACAUCAAUUUAGCCAAAGAGAUCUUGGCGGUUCCCAUCGAGCCAGCGAAACUUCCGGAGCCAGGGCUGGCGUUGAAAGAAGAGAGUACCGCUAUCGCGAGCUCAGAGAGUGACGUGGCGGUAGAAACGAGCAGCGAAGCAUGGUCAAUUUAAGGGAUGACUGGAUGCAGUACCAGGGAACGCGUUUCGUUCGAAGAUAAUGUUUGGUCGAUGUAGGAUGUAUUCGAUGUUUCCAAAGGAAAUUCACGUGUCAAUGUUGCCUAUAGUCAGACAGAGAUUGUAAUGAUGAAAAUAAAUUGGUUUAGCAUAUACGUAGGCCUGUGGUGUUAUUCCUUGCAUUGCCUUCUUUGCACUUUUCUAGCUAAAUGGGAAAUUAAGAUGGAUACAUAAAUUCAUUUAGUUUCGUAUUUUGGAAUUUUUAAUUAAAGCUGUACUCUAUCCUGCAACUCUGUCCAGAGUAUUUUAAUAAAGAAACUAUUGCCAGUAAUAGGAAACUCUUUGUCUUUUAUUUUAUAUUUUUAUAAACCUUUUUUCGACUGACUAGGAUGGAGCUGAUUUGCCGCGAAUAAAUAGGAUGUAAUAAUGGAACAGUCGAUAUGGAUGAUGGUCAUUCAUUUUAAAGACCGUUUUAAAAUAAUUUUUUUGAAAAGUAAAUUAAAUAUUGUAAGUAAAAUACAGAGUUGAUACAGAAAACAAGAAAUAUAUGAAAGCGAUGACGUUGAUCGGUAUUAUAAAGUACCGUCAAUACGCAUACUAUUUUUAUGAAAUUAUAUGGUUAUACAAUUGUUGAUAAUAUCAUUAUAACAUUGUAAAAUUUUCAAUAGAUUUAAUAAUAUUAAUAUAAGAAGAAGAAAACAUUAAUUAUAUGAUUUAUUCAACUGAACUUCGGAUUUCCUUGUAUGAUUGUAUUAUAUAUUAUCCUUUUUUUUUUAAGAUGAUUAUCCCUACAGAACACAGUUCAACAUAUAUAGUAAAAUGAAAACUAUGAAAGAGCUUUAUUUCUAUUUUUAAACUGAACUUGAAAUGUCCUUGCCAUUGUUCUGUAUCCUUGUACUUUCACAAUUUUCUAUUCCAACAUUAUUGUAAAUUUUCGUAAUACAUUUAAGUUCAUUACAUUAUAUUAUCGUAUCAACACGUUUGUUUCAAUGCUGGAUAAGUCAAAAGUAGCUUUUACUGUGACCAAUUGUCAUAAUAAUGUCACUAUUGGAAUAAAGAUAUUCUUCGCAUUAUUUGCUCAUUCGCCUAUAAUGUUUACUCGCUUUCCACUAUUGUAGACUUUGAUCGUAUCGAUUAAAGAGAUUCAUUGUCAACGUGCAAUCGCAAACGUGCGAAAUUUCUGUUAGCAGAACUAGCCUGAAUCAAUGAUAAUUUAGCUCUCUGCCUAAUCGAGCAACAAGACUCGAGGAUUCAUUCAAAUAAUUGAAUAAUUCAGCGAUAGCUUAAGAAAGAUUCCUUUGAAAAUUUCAGCCUAUUCUAAACUAUUUCGUAAGAGUACAUAUUUGCAAAAAAAGAGGAACAACAUAGAUGCUAAAACUAUGACCACCGAACUACCAUAACUCUAUCAAUUCGUUUCUGUUCUUUUCCAAAUUUCCCCAAUGUAAAAUCCCUUCUUCUCCCGCUCUUCAAGGAAACGCUCCCGAGAGGUGUGUGGCAA